CAGAACCAGAGAGAGAGAAAGAGAGAGAGAGAGAAGCCUCCUCCUCCUCCUUUCCUGGCAGUUUCCUUGUUUUCAAGCCCUGAAUUCUUUUCUUCCCCCCCUUCUUCCCUCCUUUUCUUCCCCCCCCCACCUUUUUCUUCCUUUUUUGGGGAGAUCCAAGAACUCUUGCAGCACAAGGAGGACUUUUCCAGAGGCCAGAGCCUUCUGCAGAAGUGACUGAUGUAUUUUGCUGAGAUACAGUGGGCCCUUCUGGACCCAUGCCAGAGACCUGUCUACAGGGACAUUGUGCAGGACAAUUAUGGGACUCUACUCUCACUAGAUGGAGGAACCAUGAACCCCAACCCCCAACCUGGAGGCACUGAAGCCACACAGACUCAGAAGCAGGUCCCAGGACGGUCCGACGGGUCUGUAUACCCUGGCCAGGGUCAAGCUGGGCAGCAAGGGGAGGAUGCAGGAAAAGCAUGGGCCAAGCCACCUCUUCUUCCUCCAGUGCCAAAAGACAACCCCCCUAUCCCACCCCGGGUAUAUAUGGGGCCUGGUCCCAGCUUGUGUGUCCAAUGUGGGGAGAGCCUUGCCCAGGCUCAGCAUGGCCUCGCCCAGCCCCAGAGAGCCCCCCGCUCUGUCGAUAAGCUUUACCCAUGCUCUGACUGUGGGAAAAGCUUUGGCGUGAGCUCCCAUCUUACGAUUCAUCGCAGAAUCCACACAGGAGAGAAACCAUACGAGUGCAACGAGUGUGGGAAGAGGUUCAGCCAAAGCUCAACCCUGGUGCUCCAUCGCCGGAUCCACACUGGGGAGAAGCCCUACAAGUGCACCGAUUGUGGGAAGUGCUUCUCUGUGAGUUCCCACCUGACCAAGCACCAGAGAGUCCACACAGGCGAAAAGCCUUAUGAGUGCCAAGCAUGUGGGAAAAGGUUCAGCCAGAGUUCUACUCUUAUCCUCCACCAGAGAAUCCAUACAGGGGAGAGGCCUUAUAAAUGUGAUGAGUGUGGGAAAACCUUCAGUGUCAGCUCCCACCUUACCAUCCACCAGAGGAUCCACACAGGGGAGAAACCAUAUCGCUGCAUGGAAUGUGGAAAAUGCUUCCGACAGAGGUCUGGUCUCGGCACACACAUGAAAACUCACAUGAUUCUUGUAAGGCCUUUCAAGUGCCCACCUUAAAAGACCAGACCCCAAACCAGCUUUCCAGUUCAUGUCAAAUCUUUGUCUCAUGAUUGAAAACAACAAUAGGACAGAGACUGAUCACACACCAAAGUCUCUCCACUUGGAAAUACAGAAAUCAUCAAACUGGAAAAAUCCAGAUUUUUUAAAAAUGUAAAACAAGAACAAAAAAGACUUAUAGAGACUUGCAUACUUUGCCUUAAUUUGCAUGCUUUAUUGUAGAUCCACUUCUGGGGAAGUGUGGAAUCUUUGUUCAACACUUUUAUGGUUGCAGUUUAGCAGAUGAGAGUGAGGAUUCUUGGGACAGUAGCAAUCAAUAGGCACAUGGGAGCUGAGGGCUACAUACCCUAAAACAAUGGCGAUUUUUUUUUAAAGUUACUUAUUGAGCCUGCCUUGAAGAUAACAUCCUAUGGAACUGGAAGCCCUUUCUUGUUAAAAGGCUUUGAUAAGCCAAGCUUUGGAUCACAGUUGGUCAGCCUUUUGCCUACAGCUUUAACUCAGUGAAAGGGCUGCAUCUGGAGAGGAGAAUCACAUUGGCUGUCUGUUCUUUCAAAGAUUUGACAGCCUUAUAUGAAGUUCUGGAUGCUAUUCAUUGGGUGGAUCCUGUGAAGGUUCCACCCCUCACUGCAAUACAUAGUUUGGACCUUUCAGAGGUAACUGUUUGUGGCAUAUCCAGAGGUAGCAGUGUUGGCCAUAUAGUAAAGUACAGUGGGCCCUUACCUUACUUGGGGGAUCCGUUAUGGACCCUCUUUGUAAGGUAAAAAGUGCGUAUGCUCGAGCCCCAUUAAAUAUAAUGGGGCUUAUGCUCGCAGCACAACAGAGUGCACGUUCCAUGGGCACGCGUGCCACUCAUUCUUUUGCCAUGCGGCUUCAGCGUAAGCUGAAAGCCGCAUAUAGUGUGCCUGCGUAUGGUGUGGGUGCACUGUACAAUAACAGCUACAAUCUACAAAACAGUGAUACCUUUAUUGGAUCAACCAAAAUAUUCUAUGCAUUUUGGUUAGUCCGAUAAAGGUAUCAUGUUUGGUGGAUCUUGGAUAUUACUGUAUUUGUGGCAUGAGAUCCAGGCAUGUUCUGUCAAGGAACCACUUCUGUGUCAGAGGGGUGCAUUUCCCAAGCAAUCGCAUUACAAUAUAGUGUUCCCAGGAAUAGUGCCAUUGUUUCUCCAGCUAGCAAUCUGGACAGCUGUCUGAAGGGCAAGUUUGUCCAUCAUAAUGUAUGCCACAAGCACUGACUGGAUAGUGCCUGCAACAUCAUGGGUGGAUGUUGUUUUACUUGCCAUCCUUUUCCUUUCCAACAAGUGCAGAAACAUUCUUGUAACAAAGUCAAAGACGACAGCACGAUGGGGAAAGAAAAAGGUUGCAAAUACCAGCAAGGCUAGUCUUCUUCACAGCAAAGCUCUGCCAUUUUGUAAACACGUUCUUUUGCUCUGUUGCUGCGUACGUCAUGGUUGUUUUAAAAAUAGUUUUAUUGUACUUGUUCAUUAUUUUCUGUGUUGUAUGCUUGUAAGCCUCAUCAGUGAGGGAAGGGGAACCAGAAGGUUUGACUAGGAACUGAGAUAGAGGUACAAAUAAGGGUAAAUCAAACUUGUUGUCUGAACUGUGUUUAUUUCCCAUGCCUAAGAUCUAGAGCUUGGGAAAAUCCCUAUUUUGGACAAUAGGUGUCCAAAGGUGUCCAAAACAUCCCCUCCUACCAGUAUUCUGAGAGGUAUUGUACAGCAAAAAAUAAACUGCCUGCUUUUGGCUGAAACACACACGUCAUGUGUGUGGUGCUUUUAAAAAUUAGCAAGUGAGGGAAAUCCCAAAGCAGCAGACUGGGAUAUAGCAUUAUAUCUCCCAUCCUUUUCUUCCAUUGGGCCCUUUGCCCAUCUGUCCCAGGCAUCUGCAUCUGAUACCUGAAGUGCAACUUGACUUUGACUUCAGUUAAAGUAAGGGACAGCUGGACAAAAUAAGAGAUGGCCAUGGACAAAAUCUCUUGGAAAGAAGGGAAUCCCUUUAAUUCCUUUAUUUUCCUUUUAAGGUGGUAAACUGGGUCUCCCAGUCAAUUUUGGGAAGCGUAUCUUCUUCCCCUUCAUCUUUAUGUGUGGGUAGCAUGUUAGUAUUACUGUUGUUGGAUCAGAGCCAGGGCUUGGGCAAAGUUACUUUUUUGGACUACAGUUUCCAAUAUUCCCCCAACCAGUCUGGCUUGUGGUCAUGCUUGCUAGGGGAUUGUGGUCACUGUAGUAACAAACACUAAUUUUUCUAAGCUAGCAAAACUAUAGCACUAAAUAGAAAAUCCAUUUUUCUUUAGUUUUCAGUUGUUCAGAUGCCAUUAGAUAGUUGAACCCCACCCCUUGCAGUUACAAGAAAGUUGUAAUUUUAGAUGGCUCUUCCUUUCCAUUUGUAAUUUCUCUUAUCAGCAGUCAUUUAUAUUUCUUCACUUACAAAUCCCGCACUAACAUCUCACUUCGUAAUCACCAUGGCUUCAUUCAAAGUGUAUUAAAAUUCAAAGAACUGCA
Messenger RNA from Sceloporus undulatus (fence lizard), 3652 nucleotides. RefSeq names its product zinc finger protein 3-like. Bases 220 to 1158 code for a protein of 312 amino acids. Lineage: Eukaryota; Metazoa; Chordata; Lepidosauria; Squamata; Phrynosomatidae. The record is from RefSeq and is a predicted model, not a curated record. The transcript is spliced from 3 exons. Gene Ontology annotation, molecular function: DNA-binding transcription factor activity, RNA polymerase II-specific; RNA polymerase II cis-regulatory region sequence-specific DNA binding. Gene Ontology annotation, biological process: regulation of transcription by RNA polymerase II.